Molecule: messenger RNA, 1323 nt
Organism: Pelobates fuscus (common spadefoot toad)
Lineage: Eukaryota; Metazoa; Chordata; Amphibia; Anura; Pelobatidae
Product: adenosine deaminase domain-containing protein 2-like
Exons: 9
Coding region: 79-1323 (414 amino acids)
Biological process (GO): RNA processing; adenosine to inosine editing
Cellular component (GO): cytoplasm; nucleolus
Molecular function (GO): tRNA-specific adenosine deaminase activity; double-stranded RNA adenosine deaminase activity; double-stranded RNA binding
Source: RefSeq, a predicted model, not a curated record
CCGCCAUUUCCUGCUAAGGAGCCGUAAGCUGAUUGGCUGCCGCUGAAACCGGACACGAGGAGCCGGGAGAUCCGCAGAAUGGAAGCUGAAAAUGUUAAGUUCCCCUAUCAGAGCGGCACACUCUCUGGCCAUCUAACAGAGCCACACCUGCAGAAUAUAGAGGAGGACACCUCAGAGAUGUCAUUCACACACGGGCAGAGAUGUGCAGCUCUUGCAAGUGAAACCUUCACACGCCUCAUUGAUGCCAAGUAUUCCAGUCAGAAGGAAUAUCUAGCUGCGUUUAUCUUGGAGAAAGAGGUGAUGAAUGCUAAAGGUGAAAUGUAUGAGGUCAUAGCACUUGGCACAGGGGCCACAUGCUUCCAGCGGCGACAGGAGUAUCACGGCCUGAUCCUGCAUGAUAGCCACGCAUUAGUGGUGGCAAGGAGGGCAUUAAUAAGAUACCUUUACAAGCAGCUUUACUUGUACCACAGUAAACCUCUUAUGGCUCAAGAAAAAUCUAUUUUCUGUUCUUCUGGCAAGAGUCCUCUCUUGACACUGAAACCUAGGAUGUUCCUCCAUCUAUAUUUAAGCAACAGCUCAGAGGGAUAUUCUCCAGGCUGUCUCUCAUGGGCUGAAAAAUCUCAGUACAUCUCUCUCCAUGUCCAUGCGAAGGGUUCCUUGGUCCCUGUGUCAAACUGUUCUCCCAGUGUUUUGGGUUCACACGUGUGCUGUAUGUCCGCCUUUGACAAGCUAAUGAGAUGGAGUGUGACAGGAAUCCAAGGAGCCCUGCUCAGUCAGAGCAUUGAACCAGUCUAUAUAUCCAGCAUUGUUCCAGGCGGCUCUGACCAACAGAUGCUCUUGUUCAAUCUUGCCAUUAAGGGGUAUCUGCAGCCUUUCUUGGAUCUUGGUUUCUUGCCACCAAAGUCUGUGCAUUGCCCCUUUGUGUUUCCAGGGCCUCUCAUUGACACUCACCCUAAAGGAAGCACACUGUCUGCUCUCAGUCUGAACUGGUGCAAAGGUGACCGCCAUGUGGAGGUUAUAGAUGGAGCAACUGGGAUGAGGACAGAGAGCUCGCCCGGUGCCAGUCGAUUGUGUAAAGCAGCUAUGCUGACAUAUUUUAGGGGUCUUCAGAUAGCAUCUGGAAAACCACAAGGAACAUCUUAUUACCAAGUUAAGGCCUUAUCAAACCAGUACCAGCGCGUCAAAUGCCAGUUAUACGAUUACUUGCGGGAACAUGGGCAUGAAGCAUGGCCUCGAAAGCAGUGUGUGGACAGAUUUGUUGCUUUGUCUCAUAAUGAUGCCGACGGGAAUCCUGUUUUGAGUUUCCAGUGUGAUCUGCGCUGA